Uranotaenia lowii is the source of this 1029-nucleotide messenger RNA. RefSeq names its product leucine-rich repeat-containing protein egg-6-like. The record is from RefSeq and is a predicted model, not a curated record. Bases 1 to 1029 code for a protein of 342 amino acids. Gene Ontology annotation, molecular function: protein binding. The transcript has a single exon. NCBI's taxonomy places the organism in Eukaryota, Metazoa, Arthropoda, Insecta, Diptera, Culicidae.
AUGUGGAACGAUGUGGUUGCCAAAAAUUUGGAUGCAGAACUUUCGGAUGUGAUAUUUGGCGACAGUCCCUUGAUUCACAUAAGCGGUGGAUCGAUUCCGGAGAUUUUCGUACCGUAUGAAGCUCAAAUGUUGACCCUGGCAAGAAGUAACACCUCUAAACUUACGAUUCGAGAGGAAGGAGAAUUUCACUUGUUGAGUCUACUGAUUGCAGAGAAUCCACUGGAAAACUUAAGUCUCCAAAAGUUGUCGAAACUGGAAAUGUUAUCCCUGAAAGAAACUAACUUAAUGUGGUUAGAUUUCGCGCUUUGGGACAAAAUGAAGAACCUGAAUACUUUGGAGAUCUUUAAAACACUUGGUAAACUCAUCAUUAAAACAUCAUCUCAGUUCAGUCUUCCAAAUUUGAAUAGACUACAGAUAACAUUCUGCUUCCUUGAUGAGUUAAGUUUUUCCGGUUGGGACGUUCCGUCAUUGGCUUUGAUCGACCUCAGCAACAAUAAUCUGACUCAACUUCCCCAAGAUCUCAAUUCCCUAACCAGUCUUCAAGAAGUUAUUUUAGAAUCUAACUUCAUCGAAAAGCUGAACAUAAGCGACUUCGACGGAAUGAAAAAUCUCUACAAAAUUGUACUCUUUAACAACCUUAUCACUGAAAUUACAGUUCUCAAUUCAAUAACACUCCCGGAAUUGCUAAAACUUGAUCUACAGUACAACCGCCUAGAAGACGUCAGCAUCUUACAAAAAAUCAACCUUCCCGAGCUUCAGGAGCUUCUUUUAACGGGAAAUCUACUGCAUCAAGUUCCCCCCUUCUCGGAUUGGCCCCAGCUGGCAGCCAUCGACCUACUCGAAAAUCCACUGGAUGAAAGUUGGAUUCGGCAGGAAAUGGUGAAUCCCGAGACGAAAAUUGCUCACCUUCGAGAGAUCCGGUCCCGCUAUUGGAAGCCAGUGCACAUUUCCGUUGUUAUAUCGAAGAAACGAAGUGAUGGUGAAGGAGAAAUCGACCAAGAGACGAGUGAAAGAAAAUUUGAGCACUAA